AUGGCAACACGGAGGUCAUCAUUUCGCUUUCGCCUUCCCUGGUCUCAAGAUGAACCAGCUUCACCUGCAGCACCAGCAACCCAACCAUCUACUCGACCCAACGCCAGCACGGCUCCCUCUCCAGCAACUCGCCCGGCUGCACCGGCCACCAGCACGACCAAUCUGUCCACAGCUGAAACACCAACUAGUAACCAGCCAACCGACUCCAUGAAAAACACCACCCCUGGAAUUCCUACUUCACCAACUCAAGCUGGAACCAAGAAGAACAAUCAGCUUCCCAACACAAGCCUUACUCCACCUCGCCCUAUCGAACCCUCCACUACAAGCACGAGCCUGACUCCUGCUACUCCUACCACUGCUGAAACCCAAACCCCUCUCCAACCCUCGAAUAUGAACUCUACAUCCACAAAUUCUCCAGCGAGGUCUACGUCUCAAACUACUACCAGUAACCCCUCUACACCGAAGAGACCACCAUUUAGGCCUGCAGGGGCAGCUCCCUCUCCCAAGAAUCGGGCAUCCAGGAGCGAGUCUCAACCCACAUCACCACCUCAAUCAACUAAUAAGUCCCGUAUCUCAUCUCCACCAGCUUCACCAUCUGAUUCAGCAACUAAGUCCCACGUGUCUCAAUCUCCGUCUUCAUCUCGCCCAGCUCCUCAAUCACCAGCUAUCACUCCAACAUCCUCCCCUACACGCAAGGUUCCCCAGGUCCUUUCAACUAAAACAAGCCAAGAGUCUUCAAAGCCAUCCGUUGUAAAAACUCAAAUGCAAGAAAAGAAUCAGGCAGCUAGUCUGCCAACAUCGCCACCCAAAUCAUUGCAAGAGAUCCCAGGGCCUUCUUCCAAAUCCAAACAAGUACGGUCACCCAUGCUGGAUAAGAAGGAACCAGCAGAACAAAUGGAGCUUCAAACUAAGAAAGCAACCAUGUUAGAUGAAGCAAAAGCAAGUUUCAUAGACAAGGCAAUGCAACCUUCGGAAGUAUCAGUGCUGAAAUCCGGCACUAUAGAAGGGCCAUCUGAGAAAUCACAUUCUUCCAGUGUCACUGGUGAAUCUAAGAUGCUCAAAGAGUCAGCUAGUAACAUUCAGGAAACCAAGGAAGUGGUGCACGAGACAAGAGGUAAGGCCUAUGGUGCUGGAGCAGAUAUAGUGAAGCUAGAGGAGGCUACUGAAGAUCACAUUUUGGUUUGUAAUGGAAGAGAAACGAGAGGAAGUGCAUCUCAGACGAGGAACAAAACUAUAGCCACUGGUUCUAGUCAGAAAGCUGCAGCAUCCAGAAACUGGGAAAACACCGGUGAAUGUGAUCACUCUCGCAGGUGA
Lycium barbarum (goji berry) is the source of this 1314-nucleotide messenger RNA. RefSeq lists its product as uncharacterized. Bases 1 to 1314 code for a protein of 437 amino acids. The transcript is spliced from 2 exons. Lineage: Eukaryota; Viridiplantae; Streptophyta; Magnoliopsida; Solanales; Solanaceae. The record is from RefSeq and is a predicted model, not a curated record.